This is a messenger RNA of Striga hermonthica, 199 nucleotides long. Lineage: Eukaryota; Viridiplantae; Streptophyta; Magnoliopsida; Lamiales; Orobanchaceae. The record is from the annotation of a GenBank genome assembly.
GGCCUAAAGGGAGUCAUAAAAGAGUUCUUCCAAAAUCUAUAAUUGGCAAGAAGACCUGGAAAAGAAAGGGCAUUAAGGAAGGCAGACUUUCCAGUAAUGGGAUGGAGUGCUCAAUGGGUGAUUCUUCCACCUCUUCCAAAAGGCCCAGAGAACCAGAGGACCAAGCUAUGACUUUAGAGCAAGAGGAUGAUCAUUCUCA